AUGCCCGCUACGAGGAGGAAGACCCGUCGCAUCAAGCGCGAGGAAGACGACGAGGCGCCUUACCAGCCUCGAGGAACGAGGAACAAGGCGCGAAGCAGCAACAAGAAGGAGAGGCCAAAGCGGCGCCAACCUUGCGACCAUUGCAAGCAGACGAGGCAUCGGUGCAUCAUCUCGAGCGUCCCAGUGGAGGACGGCAACGAGAGCGACGACGGCGCUGAGGAGGACCAGCACAAGCUUCCUUGCGACGCCUGCAUCGCGUCUGGCCGCAGCUGCACGUACGGCGUCCUCGAGGUCGACUGGCAAGGACGCAAGCGAGCGUACGGCAUCCUGAGCGAGCUGGACGAGCGUCUCGCGAAGCUCGAAAUUCUCCUCCUCCGCAAGACCGGCGUGAAUUCGCCUUACGAGCUCGACGACCUCGACCUCGUGCUCGCGAAGAUCGGUCCGCCGCAAGAUGUCGACCAGGCGCCGCCCUCGCGCGAUGCAGACGAUGGCAUUCGUCGGCGACCAGUCAAACCGCUUUCCCCUCGUCUCCCUCCUCUCCGUCCUCUCCCACCCCUUUCUCCUGCUCUGACGCCUCAGCUCGAGCCAAGUGUCAACCAUAAGAUCGCCUUCGCGCAAGACCUCUUCGAGGUCGCGAGCUCGUUCUGGCCGGCGAACCCGCUAUCGUCGGGCUUGACCUGGCGCCAGCCGGUCCUUCAGCUCGACGGCGCUGCGGAGGAGCUUGCAUCCGCCCUUGCCACCCUCGAGAUCGUCGACGUGCACAAGUCGUUGCAACCUGUCGCGCGCGAGCCGACUCGUACGUUCCCGAAACUGUCAACGCCCGCAUCCUCCGUCUCUUGCCUCCUUUCUCCGACGCCUCAGUCAGCCUAUCCUACGGUACAUUCUCAGCCUAACAGCCCGACCCCUCCGCACGUCUGGACACCGUUCGUCUCCAAGUCGCCCCUCACCCCGCCUCUCGCCCUGUACAACCACACUCUCCCAACUCCUGUCGCCUCGCCCAUCACGCCCGUCAAGACUGUAUCUAUCACGAGUCUCGUCCACCCGCGCCAGAUCUCGCCUCCUCCCGAUUCUUGCCUCUGGCGCUACUUCUCCGACUCGGCUCCCGUUCUUCCCGCCUCUCCUCCUCCUUCCGUUCGUUCGAUUCGUUCGCGUACUAGCACUGCCUGUUCCACUGCAGCAUAG
Molecule: messenger RNA, 1182 nt
Organism: Rhodotorula toruloides NP11
Lineage: Eukaryota; Fungi; Basidiomycota; Microbotryomycetes; Sporidiobolales; Sporidiobolaceae
Exons: 4
Coding region: 1-1182 (393 amino acids)
Biological process (GO): regulation of DNA-templated transcription
Molecular function (GO): DNA-binding transcription factor activity, RNA polymerase II-specific; zinc ion binding
Source: RefSeq, a predicted model, not a curated record